AUGUGGGAGAAGGAAAGAAAAGCCCUGUUAGACUUCUGGAUGAAGAAGUUUGAGCAAGAAAAAGAGGCCAAGGAGCAUUUAUUGAAACUCCUCCGCAAAGAGCCGACUGUUUCCAUCAAUGUGGAUGAACUGACCAAUGUCCUUGGGGCAGAGCCGAGGGUCAGACGGAUCCAAGGUGCAGACAACCACAAAGGUCAGCGCUAUCAGAUUGAGCUGGGGACUUCUGAGGACUUGGACCAUGAAGCCGAGUUCUACAAAGCCAUCAUCACAGUCACAGUAGGACAUGAUCUGGAAGAACUGGAGGUUAAACCUGCUGUGAGUGUUGUAGAUGAAGAAACAGCUCCUUCAGGGACACAGGCUGAGGCUGAGACUGCUGUGGACCACAGUCUGGAGUCUGACGCUAACCUCACAGACACAGCCGUGGAGAACCUCAGCACGGAGAGAGAAAUCCUCAAUGAGACUGUUUCUGCUGUAGAAGCCCCUCUGUCAGUGCUAAAUGCUGCACUGGAUACAGUCUCAGGAGCACCAGCUUUAAAGGCCGACUUUCCUCAGGUCAUAAAAAACAAAAAGAAGAGGAAAAAUAAGAAGGCCGCAAAGCUAAUCAUUAGAAGUACACAGCAGGUCCAGGAGCCAACUGAGACCCAGACCGCCGAGGCUUCUGAGGACUUGGACCAUGAAGCCGAGUUCUACAAAGCCAUCAUCACAGUCACAGUAGGACAUGAUCUGGAAGAACUUGAGGUUAAACCUGCUGUGAGUGUUGUAGAUGAAGAAACUGCUCCUUCAGGGACACAGGCUGAGGCUGAGACUGCUGUGGACCACAGUCUGGAGUCUGACGCUUACCUCACAGACACAGCCGUGGAGAACCUCAGCACGGAGAGAGGAAUUUUCAAUGAGACUGUCCCUGCUGUAGAAGCCCCUCUGUCAGUGCUAAAUGCUGCACUGGAUACAGUCUCAGGAGCACCAGCUCUAAAGGCUGACUUUCCUCAGGUCAUAAAAAACAAAAAGAAGAGGAAAAAUAAGAAGGCCGCAAAGAAUACCAUUAUAAGUACACUGCAGGUCCAGGAGCCAACUGAGACCCAGACCGCCGAGGCUUCUGAGGACUUGGACCAUGAAGCCGAGUUCUACAAAGCAAUCAACACAGUCACAGUAGGACAUGAUCUGGAAGAACUGGAGGUUAAACCUGCUGUGAGUGUUGUAGAUGAAGAAACAGCUCCUUCAGGGACACAGGCUGAGGCUGAGACUGCUGUGGACCACAGUCUGGAGUCUGACGCUAACCUCACAGACACAGCCGUGGAGAACCUCAGCACAGAGAAAGAAAUCCUGGACACACACAAGCCCCUCUGUCAGUGCCCAAUGCUGCACUGGAUACAGUCUCAGGAGCACCAUCUGUAA
Knipowitschia caucasica is the source of this 1392-nucleotide messenger RNA. The record is from the annotation of a GenBank genome assembly. Lineage: Eukaryota; Metazoa; Chordata; Actinopteri; Gobiiformes; Gobiidae.